Messenger RNA from Rubroshorea leprosula, 2878 nucleotides. The record is from the annotation of a GenBank genome assembly. NCBI's taxonomy places the organism in Eukaryota, Viridiplantae, Streptophyta, Magnoliopsida, Malvales, Dipterocarpaceae.
CAAACCUUUGAUUUCCCCCAAGCACCAUUCUUAAGCCCUCCAAAAAACAAAACACAACAACAAUCCAGGUGGAUAUUUAUUUACAACCUUUGUUUCAUCUUCUUCUCCCCCAUAUUUAAUGCUCCCCACCCUCACAGGCACAGCACAGUCCCCGUGUCGUUUCUUCCUGUAACCUAUCUACUUCCGUUUUUUAAAAUUGUGUCCGAAUUUCAGACAUUGAUGCCAAUCAAUGAAUGGAUGGUGUCUGAGCCUGAAAGCUAAAGGACAAUAACUUAGCAUACCUUUACAUUAAUUUCAUGGCAGCGAAUGCAACCACCACUACUACUACAACUACCGUAAGGACAUCUCAACAUAAGGUCCACACCCAGCCCAUCAAGCCCAAACGCCGCAAGUUCAAGGAAACCACGAUUUCUUCCUCCGCCGCCACAGUUGCGGGUGACAACGCCGGCAGUCGUGAGUAUAGUUGUGGUCAUUCAAGCAGGAAGCUUGACCCGCCUGUUAACUCCUGGAGUGGCCCUGCUUCCAGACCCAUCCCCACUCCACCUUCUCCUCCUGUGCAAUUCCGCCGUGCACCAGUAAACCCUAACCUGGAGACGGCUCCGACAGAUUCUUCUUCUUCUUCUUCUUCUUCGUUCAGGAUCCGGUUUUCUCCGGGAACUCUUUCCCCGGUGAUGGAUUUUGUCGGUACGACGACAUUGACAAAUGGGCAUUCGCCUUCCAACUUUACUAAGUUCAACUCCGCACUCACUGCGGGCCUCUUGAAUCCAAUGUCGCCGCCGCCACCGUCUGACAAAACGCGAUCCAGUCCGACCCUUUUCGAGAUGAUGGCUAGCGAACCCGACAUUCAACCCAGAACACAAAACCAGAUCCAGCUAUCCAUGUCGGCCCCAAAGCCUCCUCACCAGCCUCCACAAAUUAUUGAUCACCAGGCAUUGACUAUGCAGAGGAUAACGGAUCUUUUGUCCUCCCGGAGCCCCGGGAACCAGUUUAACGACUCGGGUUCGAGUGAUAUCAAGCUGACAUUGAGUUCCAAGGAUGGGAUUAGCGUGUCACUGAGCGUGCACAGGCAGAUUCUUGUGGCUCACAGCAGGUUCUUUGCAGUGAAGCUAUCUGAUCGGUGGACGAAGCAGCAGAGACCUGGCUCAGGGCCGUACAUUGUGGAGAUAGCGGAUUGUGAUGAUGUGGAGGUGUACAUAGAGACUUUGAGGUUGAUGUAUUGCAAGGAUCUGAGGAAGAAGUUAAUGAGGGAGGAUGUAUCUAAAGUUCUUGGGAUUUUGAAGGUUUCAGCUGCAAUUGGAUUUGAUGCUGGGGUUUUGUCUUGUUUGGAGUACUUGGAAGCUGCUCCUUGGGCUGAGGAUGAAGAAGAGAAAGUGGCUUCAUUGUUGGCAGAGCUCCGCCUUGAAAAUGUUGGUGCAGGAGAAGUUUUGAAGAGGGUUUCUGUUGAAGUUCCUAAUGGAACUGAAGAGGGUAAUAACAAUGAGGAAGUACUUCUCAAGCUUUUGCAUGUUGUCCUUGAAGGCAAAGAUGAGAAGGCAAGGCGUGAGAUGAAAGGAUUGGUUUCUAAGAUGCUUCAUGAGAGUUCAUCCCAGAAUGAUCUUAGAAAAGAAUCUUUGUAUUCAGCUUGUGAUGGGUGUUUGCAACUUCUUCAACACUAUUUUUUCCGAGCAGGAGCUUCUGAUUUUCAGGACGUGGAUCAGAUUGCCAAACAAGCAGAUAACUUGCACUGGAUCUUGGAUAUUUUGAUUGAUCGACAGAUUGCGGAGGAUUUUCUGAAAACAUGGGCUUCUCAAUCAGAAUUAUCAGAUGCACAUUCUAGGAUACCAGUAGUUCACAGAUAUGAGGUUAGCAGGGUGACUGCUAGGCUAUUUGUUGGAAUUGGAAAGGGGCAACUAUUGGCAUCAAAGGAUGUGAGGUGCUUGCUUUUACAGACAUGGUUGGUGCCAUUUUAUGAUGAUUUUGGGUGGAUGAGGAGGGCAUCAAAAGGCCUUGAUCGACAUUUAGUUGAGGAUGGUCUUAGUAACACAAUUCUCACUUUGCCUUUGGCUUGGCAACAGGAAAUUUUGCUUGCUUGGUUUGAUCGUUUCUUGAACUCUGGUGAAAACUGUCCAAACAUACAAAGGGCAUUUGAAAUUUGGUGGAGGAGGGCAUUCUGGCGACGUGGUGGUGAAGAGGAACGGCCCAGGCAACUGCGAAUUACAACUGCAACCAUUGAGAACUCAUAAAGUUUUCAAUUCCAUGAUGCAAAAGACAGUGUUCAUGGAGCUUUCAGAGGCAAGAAGUUAGUUCUAUCCAUCAUCGGUGAAAAACCUGGAGUGGAGCCUCCCAAGACCCUGUAGCUGAUUCUAGGGGUAUAUGCUUUUAAAAAUGUUGGAGCUGGGAUCAAGGUGAGUUUGAAGUUGAAGGUUUGUGAAUUGAAAUGAAUAAAUUGAUUAUAGAGCAGCCUGUAUGGUGGUGCUUAAUUUAGUUGGGUUGGUGACACAUUUCAUUGUUCCAAUGUAAGCUGAAGCAUCUUUAUGAAUAUAUUUUACCGAGAUGAUACUGGACAAUGGUUUAUUUGCUGGUUUACUUGUGGAAAUAACAUUGGUAUAACUUCCUGGCUGGUGUAAUGUAUAUGAACCAGAUUCUUACUUGAUACAUGGGAAUAGAAUUCAAAAAUAUGUUCUUUUCUUCUUUGUUGAGUAUAAUAUAUAUGGGUUUCAAACUUUACUCAAAGCUAUAGCAUUCAGAUUCUUGUGGAAACAAAAGAAACAAGCUACACUACUUUAAGCACCUUCAUACCUUUGAAGUUGCAAACUUAGGCUGUAUAUGGUAUACUGGGCUCUUUUCUCUUGUUUUACCUGUCUGUAUGGUUAUAUAUUAAUAAUACUCCAUAAUUUUG